Trichosurus vulpecula (common brushtail) is the source of this 2026-nucleotide messenger RNA. It is a transcript of the gene IFNGR2, whose product is annotated as interferon gamma receptor 2. The transcript is spliced from 7 exons. NCBI's taxonomy places the organism in Eukaryota, Metazoa, Chordata, Mammalia, Diprotodontia, Phalangeridae. Gene Ontology annotation, molecular function: protein binding. The coding region runs from base 367 to 1419 and encodes 350 amino acids. The record is from RefSeq and is a predicted model, not a curated record.
GGGAGGGGGAGGGGGAAGGCGGCCGAGACCUUGACCGGGCAGGCGGCUUUGGCAGGCCGGGUGAGGCGGGGCUGCAGGAAUCCGCUCCGGCGAGGGGAUCCCCAAGGGGCGGAGCGUGUCCGGGAAGCGUCUAGAACUGCGAGCGAGGCGGACAAGGGUGGCUGAGCCUCGUUUCCCCAUUUUCCCGCCCCGGUGGCUUCGCCCCUUUCUCGUGGGGAGCUUGCGGGCCUGGGUCCCAGGCCCCCUGCAGAAGGCCAUGGCCAAGGCCGAAGCCGCGAGGGCAGCUCCCGGAAGAGGGGACGGGAAGCCCGGGGACCUUUGAGCUGGAGCCCAGCCCCUAGCCCAGCGGAGCCGCCUUCUGGGGCCAUGCAGCCUCGGGGCUGCGGGGCAGGAUGGGCCGGGGCGCUCUGGCUGCUCUACGUCUGCUGCUGCUGCUGCUGCUUGAGUUUCUUACUUGCCCCAGCAGAAUCACUUAACCACCUGCCAGCUCCACACAACCAGAGAAUUCACCUCUAUAAUUUAGAGCAAGUUCUGAGCUGGGAUCCUGUCCCCAUAAACAAUCUUACAAGCCCAGUGCUAUACAGCGUGGAAUAUAAAUUCCUUACUACCAGUUGGAGACAGGUGGAUUGUGUUCAUUGUACCAAAAUUGCCGAACCAAUUUGUAACUUCACAGCAGCUGGAUGUUUUCCACCUUAUUUCAAUGUUUCUUUACGUAUUAAAGCUGAGCUAGGAGAGCUAGUUUCUGAUUGGGCAUUGGUUCCUUGGUUUCAGCUUUUCCGAAAUGCAACAAUUGGACCUCCAUUAGAUAUUCUUGUGACUUCGCUUGAUAACUCUCUUAUCAUCAGCUUCAAGCCUCCCUUCCAACUAAAGUCUGAUAAAUUUCACUAUUAUGUCUAUUACUGGGAGAAAGAAGGAAAACAAAAGGUCAAAGGCCCUGUCAUCAGCCAACCCAUUCAGUUGAGUGAUUUAAAAGUGUCAAGUGAGUACUGUUUACAAGUGCAAGCAGAAUUGAUUCCUGACCAUCUAGAGAUUCGUCGCCAAGGGCUAUUAAGUAAUAUAUCUUGUCAUGAAACCUCAGCUGGGGAUUCAGCUAAGCUUCAACAAACCAUAAUAAUAAUUUUGGGAAUUUUUGCAUUGAUUAUUCUGAUCCUGAGUUGUUAUGUUCUGGUACGGAAGUUCCAAGGCCUAAUAAAGCAUUAUUUUCAUUCUCCUCCGGAAAUCCCAUCCCAAAUAAAAGAGUAUUUAAUGGAUCCCAAUGAACCUAUUUUAGAGGCACUGGACAAGAACAGCUCAAUGGAAAAGGAUUGUUGGAAUUCCUUAUCUAUUGUUACCUGCACAGAAGAGAAUCAAGGUGUCUUGAGCAGUAAUGUAAAUGACAAUACUUGUACAGAUAACCAACCAAGUACGAAAAUUACCUAGUGCCAAUAAACUGUGAAGAUUAUUGUCUAAACUUUAUAGGAGGGCAGUUUGUCAUAUUUCUAUCUACCACGGAUGCCAUAUUUAAGUGGUUUUCCUUUUCAACUGAGGAUACCACUAAAUAUACAUUACUGGCAUUAUUCCAGUGAACACUCAAUUAUAAAAUAUCUUCCUGGCCUAGAAAAAACAAGAUGGACGCUUCACAAAUGUUCCCCAAAAAACACUAAGAGGACCUCAACCUACAGUAUCUUAACUGAGAGACAGCAUAAUAAUGGAAAGAACUGCAGACUAGGAGCUGGAUUUUGAUUUCCAGUUGUACCAUACCACUAUUUCACUGGGUGACCAGCAGCAUAUCUCUUCACCUCUCCCUGCCUCAGUUUCUUAGUCUGCAAAUGGGAGUUUAACUUUCAGGUUAUUUCACACCUCGAAAACUUCCCUGGCUGGUGCCCCUAUGAAACUGUGAAUUUGACAUUGGUCUUGGCCAUGUUCCAGUUCUAAGAAAAUGUUAUGAUUUAAUCCUGUAAAUAAAUAUUUGUUAAUUACAGAUUUUCUAAGCUAAUAGUUAUAUGGUUAUACCUUUUUAAAAAAAAUAAAUCCUGUGAAAAGGUUA